AUGGCUUCCGGUAGUGAUCCCGAUCAGCGCAGGAAGAGGUCGGGCAGAAAACGACUGCCGCCAGUCGCGCCAGGGCCUCCUCUCCAGUUCGUUACAGCAACCCAUCCGGACGACUUCAAGGCGGAUUCUACAAUGAGAAACAUUCGGUCUCACGUCAUGUACAAGCACCAUUCUCAUGACGCACAACAAACACCUAAGUCGAGACCAUCGACACCAUCAAGCACAAGAAGGAAAUCAUCGACGCCAUCAAAUGACAGCAAGAGCGAAUCCUCGGACUGGGCCAAGAAACCUCAAUCGUCACAGUCUAUUGACCCCAUGGAGCUAUUUGCUUUCGAAUGGGGCCGAGACGGAUCUCAGUUCGUGCACAUGUAUGUCAACAACGAUAAUCCUUCCGCAGUAGAUCUCCACCAGAGACUCAUAGCUGCUAUCCUGGGCCCCUGUAGAGACUUUGUUAUUCGUACAGCUGGGCCAUCCUGGAUGGAAUCCAUCUUCAACUCGUAUCUCGCUUUCCUGAGCCACGCCUGCGUGGUCUCAGUAUACCAAGACGUGUCAAACCACUGUCUUGAUGACAGCCCUAUCACAGCAUACACUAAAACCAGAGUCAUUCGAGAGAUCAACGAGAGGCUCCAGAACCAUUCAACGCAGACAGACGACUCUACAAUCAUCACUAUAAUCCAUCUCAUUGUUAUGAAUCUGUCGAUAUUCAGAGCAAGAGUGCCAAACGGCAUGUACUUGCAGUAUAUGUCAACUCGCUCUGAGCCCGCAUCACGAGCAAUACCGCUGCCUGAAUCACCUAUCUAUUGUCCCACCAGUCACUUAUUUACCAACUCACGAAGUCCUGAAUGCUCCGACCACACAUACGGCAUUUUGUGCGACAUGGUCAACCUUACGAACUUGGCGAUAAUGUGUACAAGCUCCAACAGUACACCCUUCCAGGGAAGUGACAUGGCUUCUUAUGAAACUAGCAUACACCAAAUUUAUACUCGGCUCCUGCUAAGGCCUUCAGCAAGAGACGAAAACCUUGAGACAUCACAAGACUGGAUAUAUGAGACUUGUCGCUUGGCUUCACUCAUCUACUGUCGCGCGAUUGUUCACUGUGUAACAAUCUCGGAAUCCGCCAAGGCGAUGCAUGCUCACAGUCCGGGACUAGACGCAAAUGUAGCUCGCGAGCUGACGCCUACGUACUCUGCGGGUACUGUCCUCGAUGCUCUUGUCAGUGCCUUCGAAAUGACCGAUACGACCAACUGCUGGAGAACCAUGCCGGGGGUAUUCCUCUGGAUUUGCCUUGUUGGAGGGGCUGCAGCAUGGAUACCAGCCGCUCAUGACCUCCCCACAGUAAACCCGUCCGCCCGCGAAUGGCAAAGAAAGGCGUUUGCGUCACACGCUACAAAGUGCAGCAUCAUGAUUGCCUUCCAAUACCCGAAUGCGCUCCUUCAAGCCCAGCGUACUAUGCUGAAGAUUCAGUCCUUGGUCACAAGGCCCGUGGCAUCAUCGUCGUUCGAUGAUCCUAACUUUGGGGACAGCCAAGGCAUCCAUCCUCACCUGUACCUACCGCAGGAGCAUAGGCAUGCUCAGUGGGAACCUCCCCGCCAGUCACUUAUGCUACCUCCUCAACCGCGUUCUGGUUCAGACUUGCGGUAUGUAGCUGAGCGAGCACAUCUUGAGGAUGCCACCGACGAUUGA
Messenger RNA from Mytilinidion resinicola, 1683 nucleotides. RefSeq lists its product as uncharacterized. The coding region runs from base 1 to 1683 and encodes 560 amino acids. The record is from RefSeq and is a predicted model, not a curated record. The transcript has 3 exons. NCBI's taxonomy places the organism in Eukaryota, Fungi, Ascomycota, Dothideomycetes, Mytilinidiales, Mytilinidiaceae.